AUUUGUGUUUUAUUUCAGAAUAUAAUAAUAGAUAGCAACGGUAGUAUUAUGUGCUGAGAUAACAUUGUUGCUUUGAAAGUGGGAUUUCAAGCAGAAAGACAUUGCAAUAGCAGAUUUUCUUCAGAAGUAGAAUGGCAGAAGAGACUGACAGUGGUUUAGACGAAUCAUUUGAAAUUUUAGACGUUCGUGGAACAGCUGGUGGACCAUUAGGCACAGUGAUGAACACUGUGACGCAAUACUUGGACAAAUAUCCGACGACAACAAGAGUUGUUCUUGGUGGCACUGGCGGUUAUGUUACUGGAUAUGUGUUUAAAACGGUUGGGAAGACAGCGGCAAGUGCGGUAGGAGGGGGGCUACUUUUGAUUCAAAUCGCACAUAAAGCUGGUUAUAUCACAAUCAACACGUCACGCUUGAAUAGAGAUGCAAGAAGAUUUGAACGCAGGGUACGAAAUGAGAUGAGACGAAAUGAAUCAGCAUUCACAAACUUUGCAAGAAGGGGUGAAGAAUUUGUUCGAAAUAACUCGCCAGCUGCGCUCGGGUUCGCUGCUGGGUUUUUAAUCGGACUCUCAACUUGAGAUUAUUUUUUAAAUACUGAUAAUGCAUGUUGCAUCCAGGGUAGACAAUUUUUAGGUGAUGUGAAGGUAUUUAAUGAAGUAAAAUGAAAAUAUUUGAUCUUGCCUUCCUUAUUUCUGAUAUCUACAUUUCUUUAUUGUUUAGAGAUUGCGAUUCCAUUCACGUGUUUCAAUGUGUUUUUUAAAUAAAGCAUACUUUUGUCUUACUAUCCAUAAGCUCCAUAACCACUCUAUUGUUUGGAUUAUCUUUCACCUUGAAAACAAAUAUGACUUUGUUCUACAAGACUUUGCCACAUGAAAUCAACCGAAAUAGCACCGAUAUGUGUGAAUAAUUUUUGCCCCCCAAUUCAACUGUGGAAGUGUGUAUUAUAUGAGGAAUAAUUACUCACCAUUUGCUUGAUUUUCUGUGUUUGUCCAUAUACUCCAUGGGUGGGCCAAUAACGGCCCGCAGGCCGGAUCUGGCCUACUGAAGUUUUUCAUCCGGCACACGACUAUAUAUUUAAGGAUAUAAAUUUUUGUUUAAAAUAUUGAUGAUUUGAGUUCAGCCCAGUAAAACCAAGUCUAUUGUCUAUAACUGGCCGACUCAGAAAAGAUUGCCCAACUCUGAUAUCACUCAUAUCUGAUGCAAAGAUGAGCAUUUUAUUGGCGUUUAAAUGAAAAUAAACAAUUGUAGCAAUAAUUUACUUGUAUUUGUCUAAAUCUUUGUUUCUAAAUCUUUCAUUUAUGUGUCUGAGCAGUUGAAAUUUGCCUAAUUUUGAAAGUGUGAGAAAUAAAUUUUACGGAACAUAA
Styela clava is the source of this 1361-nucleotide messenger RNA. Lineage: Eukaryota; Metazoa; Chordata; Ascidiacea; Stolidobranchia; Styelidae. The record is from RefSeq and is a predicted model, not a curated record.